Maylandia zebra (zebra mbuna) is the source of this 871-nucleotide messenger RNA. Its product is annotated as lactose-binding lectin l-2-like. The record is from RefSeq and is a predicted model, not a curated record. Lineage: Eukaryota; Metazoa; Chordata; Actinopteri; Cichliformes; Cichlidae.
GCAGCUCUUCAUCACACUUUGAGACUUAAAGCUCCAACAUGAUCUUGCUCCUCUUCUUGUUCAGUCUGGCUCUGGGUGCUCCUUCUGAGUCUCCUUCUGAUGGCAAUGAAGUGACGCUACAAUGUGAUGACCACAGAGUUAAACUACUGCGUGGAAGCUGUCCCCCGUUCUGGUACAGUUUCAAUGGCCGCUGCUACAAAUAUGUGGCCACACACAUGAGCUGGGCUGAUGCAGAGCUCUACUGUGUGUCACAGCGAGCCAACCUGGUGUCUAUCUACAGCCAGGAGGAAGAGGAGUUUGUUAAAUCAUUAAUUAAGAACUUUGACCAUGCUCAGCGAUACACCUGGAUUGGACUGAGUGACCUCCAUAAAGAAGGCAGAUGGAUGUGGUCUGAUGGUUGUGCAGUGAGUUUCACCCACUGGAAUGCUGGUGAGCCAAACAACGGACUUGGAGGAAAAACUGAACACUGUGUUCACAGUAUCGGUGACUUAAAUAAGUGGAAUGAUCAGCAGUGUUCUCUCAAUUUACCUUCUGUUUGUGCAACACGGAUAAACUGCCCUUAGAAACUGAACUGUACAUGUAAACCUUCACUGUUUAUGCUAUCUGUCUUUAUGCGUUUUUGCAAAAGUCACAAAAUUUCUAGAAACUUGAUUUUCAUGAAUCUGGAAUCAACAAUUGGCAUCUGGCAAGGGGAUAUUUACUCAUCGCAAAGACUUUUGUUGGUACAUAAGUUAUUAACACUGCUCUAAAUUAAAAGGAAUGAAAAGUUAUAAUGAAAAUUCAUAAUCAGUAAAUCCACUGUGUGUCUCUGGGGUUGCGAGGCAUGUGACAAAACAUGUAAGCACAUGCCCUGCGACAGCAGUUACCAGGG